Messenger RNA from Dicrocoelium dendriticum, 1401 nucleotides. The record is from the annotation of a GenBank genome assembly. NCBI's taxonomy places the organism in Eukaryota, Metazoa, Platyhelminthes, Trematoda, Plagiorchiida, Dicrocoeliidae.
CAGGAAGGAGUCGGUUACUUCGACAUGACCAUCAAAGAUGGUGUUCGCUGUUCCACUGCGGUGGCCUACUUGCAUCCUGUCUGUCGGCGUCGGCCGAAUUUGACUGUGACUACGAAAGCUUUGGUCACAAGAAUAAUACUUGACAGAAAGCGGGCGAUCGGCGUGGAGUACAUCCGGAAUGGUAAAACUCACAAGGCAUUUGCAGAGAGAGAAGUAAUUCUCAGCGGUGGUGCAAUCAACUCACCCCAGUUACUGAUGCUUUCCGGUAUUGGAGAUGCUGACCACCUACGCUCAGUUGGAGUCGAACCACUGCACCAUUUACCUGGCGUGGGUCAAAAUUUACAGGAUCAUCUAGAGGUCUAUGUGCAGCACAGUUGCGAUAAGCCGAUCACACUGUACAAAGCUCAGUGGAAAUUUCCGCACCAAAUGCUUGGUAUCGGUCUGAAAUGGAUCCUAUUCCGUAGAGGAUGGGGAGCAACAGCGCACCUGGAAACUGGGGGAUUUGCUCGAAGUACCGCUGAUGUUGCGCAUCCAGAUAUCCAGUUCCACUUUCUCCCCUCAACCGUACACGACCACGGGCGGAAGAUGGGCGAUCAGCAUGCGUAUCAGGUUCAUGUUGGUCCAAUGCGACCAACUAGCAGUGGACAAAUUCUUCUCAAUUCACCGAACCCGGAGGAAGCUCCACAGAUCAACCCCAAUUACAUGGCAUCUGAACAAGAUAAAGCAGAAAUGAGGGCAUCGAUUCGCUUAUCACGUGAAAUAUUUUCCCAGCCCGCUUUGUCCGAACGAUUUGGAGGUGUGGAAUUGAUUCCAGGCCCCAACAAGAAAACAGAUGCUGAGUUGGACCAGUUCGUGAAGAAUUUCGGCGAUAGUGCCUACCACCCAUCUUGCACCUGCCGAAUUGGACCCAAUCCAGAUGGACACCGGAUCUCGGAAGACGAGCAGAGGAAGCUAGGGUACGUAGGUAACGGCCGAGUGAAUGCGGCAGUUACGCAACCCAACUGUGCUGUGUGGGGGCUAGAUUCUCUGCGGAUUGUGGACGCAAGCAUAAUGCCAUCAAUCGUGUCCGGUAACUUGAACGCUGCUGUUGUCAUGUUGGCCGAACGCGCAUCCGACAUUAUUCUGAGCGAUUACGAUGGGCACUCAGUUAUUCUACCCCCUGCAUCAAAUAUCAAAAUUUGGGAACCAGAUUGUUUCGAAGUGCCCCACAGCAUCACGGCUUAGUUGCCACAAUACUUUGGAGAUAUUUUACAACCUGGUUCAGUGGGACGCUGUAAGAGUAUUCAUAAUUCCAGUCAUUUUCCUCUUUCAUUAGCUAUCGGUUUUGUACCCGUACACUAUGAACUAUCUGGUAUACCUGCUCAGUAUAACUUGAAAUCUUGAAGAAAGUAUUUUGUUGAA